Melanotaenia boesemani (Boeseman's rainbowfish) is the source of this 3185-nucleotide messenger RNA. RefSeq names its product protein tweety homolog 2-like. NCBI's taxonomy places the organism in Eukaryota, Metazoa, Chordata, Actinopteri, Atheriniformes, Melanotaeniidae. The transcript is spliced from 14 exons. Gene Ontology annotation, molecular function: intracellularly calcium-gated chloride channel activity; volume-sensitive chloride channel activity. Gene Ontology annotation, cellular component: plasma membrane. The record is from RefSeq and is a predicted model, not a curated record. Bases 616 to 2220 code for a protein of 534 amino acids.
AUGACUCAGUUUUGCACUGUAAUAGGAAGUAUUGAAUUUUCUUGGAAUUGAACACGCAUAGAGAAAAGAUGCACUGAGCAAUGAGUUGCCUGAAAGUUUCCUUUGUUCCAUUAGCGUUUAUUUUCAUUUUAUACAAUUGUUACGAAUUUUAAUGAUGUGGAUUUUCCCUAUCUGUAGUCCCCCCUUUUCCUGCCAUCAUUGCAGGAUGUAAGUUUGUUUUCAUUAGUAACAGCCGCUGGUCGCGCCUUGUCCACUUGAAUAAAGUUGUUGUCACGCCUCCUGCAUUAAAGAAGGCAGGUCAUAUCGCUCCCUGAUCUCCGCUCUAAAGCUUGGCCGCCGGCACUGUUUAUACUGACAAUGUGCGCAAUUGAGCAGUAAAGCACACAACCAUGGGAACCGGAGAAGUAAUAAGUGAUAUUCAUUAUUAUUUUGAGGGUACAUCACAAGAGGACUUUUCGCUUUGAUACCCUGUGCAUAUUGAAGCCUUGAUCGUCUUUUUCUUUUCUUUUUUUUUCUUUUUACCCCACCUUUCACUCAACAAGGGAAUAUUUGAUUGUCAAAGGCUCAAAGAGAAACUUGUUUCAGCGGUUUCUUGGAUUGACUCUCCGAGCAGUAAUGGCCACUGCCAGGCUUGAUUAUGUUGCUCCGUGGUGGACAUACUGGCUGCACAAUUUCCCACACUUCAAUUUCUUAUUCCAGUCGGUCGACAGCACUUUCAAGCCGGAGGAGGCGAGCUAUCAGCAGUCUCUGGUACUUCUAGCAUGUGCUGGUGCCAUUGGUCUUGGACUGAGCCUGCUGGUUCUGGCAGUGUACCUGGUGUGUUUGUGUUGCCGUAAAGACCUUGAUGAAGACACCAAAAAGCCUGACACCUGCUGUGUCACCUUGGUUGCUGUCGUCGCAGGUCUCAUCAUAUGCUCUGCUGUAGGAGUGGGUUUCUAUGGGAACAGUGAGACCAAUGAUGGGGUCUACCAGCUGACCUACUCGCUUUACAAUGCCAAUCACACACUGAGUGGCAUCAACAGUCUGGUUGCAGGAUCUCAGAACAGUGUGGACACUGGGCUCAAACAGCACCUGGAGCGCUUAGAUGAGAUCUUUGCCACAAGGCCCGACUACCUCCAGACUUUGCGCUUCAUGCAACUGAUGGUCAGCAAUGUCAUCCGUGAGCUCACCGCUCUGCCAGACAUCAACAAAACUAAACUUGACUUGGCAGCCAUUGCAGACCAAACAGCCAACAUUGAAUAUUACAGAUGGCUGACUUAUCUGCUGCUGCUGAUCCUGGAUUUGGUCAUUUGUUUGGCCAUGUGCUUAGGAAUGGCCAAGCAGUCUCAGUGUCUGUUUAUCACGAUCAUGUGUUUUAUUAUACUGUCUUUGAUCCUGAGCUGGGGCUCACUGGGAACUGGCACUGCUACAGCUGUGGGCGCUAGUGACUUUUGUGUUGCUCCAGACAAGUUCAUUGUUAACCAAACUAAGGAUUUCAUCAGUGCAGAUGUUGCACACUAUUAUUUGUUCUGCAGUCCAAAUCUGCCAAACCCCUUCCAUCAGUCACUGACAAUCUGUCAGCGUUCUUUGACCACUAUGCAAAUCCAGAUUCAGGGCUUGCUGCAGUUCUCUGUGACACUUUUCCCCACUGCUCAGAGAGACCUUUUAGGGAUCCAGCGGCUGUUAAACUCCACAGAGCUCAAUCUUAACCAGCUAACAGCCUUGCUGGACUGCCGUGGGCUGCAUAAGGACUAUCUGGAUGCCCUAAUGGGUGUGUGCUAUGAUGGAGUGGAAGGGCUACUCUACCUCUCUUUGUUUUCUCUUCUGGCUGCCUGUGCACUCUCUGCCAUGCUGUGUGUAAAUUUCCGAGUUUGGACAUUAAUGCGAAGCAGGGAAAAAGACUAUGAUGACAUUGAUGAGGAAGACCCGUUCAACCCUCAAGGACGGAGGUUAUCAUAUAACCCAAGAAGGUCCAACACACACAGUUUCUGCAGCUAUAUGAGCAGCCUUGGCAGCCAGGCCAGCCUUCAUCCACCUCCUCAAUCUGCUUCUAAUUCCACCAUCCCACCUCCUGAAUACAUGAAUCAGUCCAUGCUGUUUGGAGGGACCCCUCGAUAUGAGAAUGUGCCACUGAUAGGGAGAGGAUCCCCACCUCCCUCGUAUUCACCAAGUAUGAGGACCACCUAUCUGUCUAUGACUGAUGCUCAGAUCAGACACUUUGGGACUGACUUCCAGGUGUAGCCUGCUACAUACUGAACCCUUCUCAGUGCUUCUGACUGAGACUCUGAGCUCCUACCGAGAAGGCUGUCUUCAUGGCAUAAUCCUGUUUACGGGAGCGACAGCCUGUCGUCCAAUCUGAGACAUGAAAGUGGGCCAUAUGAGGCAAUUACUUCAAAAACACAUCAGUGCAGUGCUUGGUAAAUCCCAAAUGCAGUUUUAAACAGAGGGUCUAUUCAGAUCCAUCUUAAGAUUGUUGUUGUUAUAUUUCAUGGAAAUACUGUUGCACAAAAUAAAAACAUUUAUAUGAUCCUAAUUCAUAGCCUUUCAACUGAAAUGAUCUAACAAUAUUUAUUGCUUUAGCCAAUGGUCUGGUGGCAUGUAUAAAUAUGAUCAUUGGUCAGUAUUUUCAUUUUAAUAUUAAGGGAGUGGAAGAAAAAGACUCUGUUUUGCUAGCAGAUCCUGUUACUUUUUUCCAUUGGUGUAAUAUAAAAUGAAACACCACUUUUACAUCUUUUCUACAUGAUAACUGAAUGUAUUAAAAAUUAUAUCAAAUAAUAUGAUUUUGUUUUGAACAGCCAAAGAUGCCUUUCAGGAUGAGUCAGAUAGACAUAAUUGAGGUGUUUUAUGCCAGAUUUGGGGAUGCUUUUGCAUGUAGGAAGUUCUUCCUGAGAAUAUUAAUAAGAACACACCUAUUAUUAAGAACAAGACAUGUGUGUGAUGUGACUAAUUCACAACAACAAAGGCAAAACAUAAACAACAGUGAAUCUUAAUAAAUGCUGUGUUGAAAUGAUAUUUUGUUUAGAAACUACUGAAACAUUUAAAGGACCAGUGCUACUAGUGACUGAUGAUAAAUAUAAACAGAAUAUGCAGAAAUGUGAUAUUCUAUUUCAGGUAUUUAGCCACUGUAAGUCUUUAAAUUGUUGCAAAUCUGCUAUAUACUGUUUUUAAUAUGUUGUAAAAUGUAUCAAAAUAAACUGAAGUUCAAC